CUUAACUGGUUCGGAUAAAUUUUUCAGUCAUAAAGCUGAAAAGACCGUGUAAAUUGGUUGCCGUGAUUUUCAUUAGGCGAUUGUUGAUAAUAAUGGCAGGCAUAUGGCAGAUUGACACAGAUUGUGGCAGAUCCUGCGUUUUGGUUUGAUGGCUGUGAGAUGACAUUAAUAAGUAGAAACUAGUUGGUUAUAUGAACAGAAUUUUAUUCACAUGGAUAGCAGUAAAAGUGGGAAAGCUGAAGGGACUCGCGUAGAGGUGAAGGAAGCUCACAAACUCUUGCAAACACUGCUGAAACCUGGUUUACCGACCAGAAAAAAAGCAAGAUUUUUUGAAUACAGCAGAAGUUCCAAGACUGGAGAAAGAAUACUCGAGGAGCACGUAAUAACAAAACGCAGGUACAAAAAGAAAACAAAGCCGAGAAAUAGAACUGCAGAAACAUACUCAUCAAAACAGAGAGUUAUUUGCUCUAGGUGUUAUACAUACAUAGGCAGUACUGUGCCAGUACUCCUAUAUAUUUUGGAUAAAAAAAGAGAAAAUUAUGAAAUGGAAAAUGAUAGCUAUGCAUUCAUAUUAUAUCUUUGUUUUCUUUUUAGAUAAUGUCACGCCUGAAAGUAGUAUUGCAACAAAUGAAAUUGUCAAUAAUACUGAAAAUAUAUAUGGUACUGAAAUCAGCAAUGAAAUUCCUAAUAGAAGGGAAGAUGUGUUCACCAGGAGCACUGAGUUGUUAAGGACUAUGAUUCGGCCAGUUGGUAGGAAAAAAUAAAAAAAUAAAUCUUGGUUUGACCGAACAAAAUCUAAUAAAGAUAAGUGGCGAAGAAAUAGACCUUUAAUUUGGGAAAUUAUGUUGGCAGUAGAAGAACUUACUGGGUUUUGUUCUGUAUGCAAUGACAGAGGUGCAGUCAUUAGAUGUGAUGAUUGCUGUAACAGUGCUCUUUUUGGAUGGAAUUCAACAACGUAUAACUCCGUUGGAAGCAAUAAAUGAUAACAUGGACAUUAAACCAACAGGCAUGUGUACAG
Molecule: messenger RNA, 1018 nt
Organism: Hydractinia symbiolongicarpus
Lineage: Eukaryota; Metazoa; Cnidaria; Hydrozoa; Anthoathecata; Hydractiniidae
Exons: 3
Coding region: 212-598 (128 amino acids)
Source: RefSeq, a predicted model, not a curated record